Rosa chinensis is the source of this 2433-nucleotide messenger RNA. RefSeq lists its product as uncharacterized. The transcript is spliced from 4 exons. Lineage: Eukaryota; Viridiplantae; Streptophyta; Magnoliopsida; Rosales; Rosaceae. The coding region runs from base 1 to 2433 and encodes 810 amino acids. The record is from RefSeq and is a predicted model, not a curated record.
AUGCGAGCCGGAGGAGUUGCCCGAGGCCAACACCAUCAGCAAGAACGAAACUACUAUUCUGAGGAAGAAGACGAAAAAGGCCCACCAAACAAUCAACAACAAAACCACCAAGAAGAAAAUUAUAGAAUGAAAGCUGACAUAUCUUUCUUCUAUGGAAACUUACAGAUAGAAGAAUUUCUUGAUUGGCUUUCUGAAGUGGAUAGGUUCUUCAGUUUAAUGGAUGUUCCAGAAAACAAGCAAGUGAAGACAGUUUCUUGGAAGCUAAAAAGCACCGCUGCCUGUUGGUGGGAUGAUUUGCAGGAGUCACGAAUUCGACAAGGAAAAGAGCCUGUCAGAACAUGGCGGAAGAUGAAAACCCUUCUCAGAGGACAUUUCUUACCUCGAGAUUAUGAGCAGACUUUAUUUGAGAAGUACUACGAUUGCGCUCAGCAAAAUCGAUCUGUAUUUGACUAUAACCAUGAGUUUAUGCGACUUAGCGAGCGUAACAGAUUGGAAGAAAGGGAAACUCAGAAAGUUGCAAGGUAUCUACAUGGUUUGAAGCCAGAAAUCCGAGACAAGAUAGGGUUGCAAGUGAUAUGGACUCUAACAGAAGCCAUGAACCUAGCAUUAAAAGCGGAAACCUUACUAGCAAAAACUAAAUUCAAUCAACAGACUACCAUGGGCUAUCGUAAAAAUUGGGCUGAGUCAUCUACUUCAAAAGGGUUGCAAAUUAAAGAACCUUCAAAAGAGCAGCACAUUAGAAUAGAAACAAGAUUGCAUUAUGUGGAGGAAUAUGAAGAUGAUGAAGAGCAGAAUGAAGUUGCAACUACUGAAAUUGAAGACCGAGAUUUUGAUGAUAUCCCACCGUUUCUAGUUUGCCAACGACUUUUGUUAACAAAGCAAGGAUUGGAAACUCAAAGGCAUAACAUAUUUCGCUCUAAGUGUAUCAUUGGAGGCAUGGCAUGCAAUCUAAUCAUUGACACUGGCAGUUGCGAAAACUUUGUGUCCAAGAAAGUGGUUGACUGUUUUAAGCUUCCAACAACAAAGCAUCCGACUCCUUAUUCCGUGGGUUGGAUUAAAAAAGGGCCUGCAGAGCCUGUGACAGAAACUUGCAAAGUUCCUAUAAUUAUAGGACCAUACAAGGAUGAUGUCAUAUGUGAUGUUAUAGACAUGGAUGCCUCACAUAUUUUACUUGGAAGACCGUGGCAGUAUGAUGUAAGAGUUGGAUUUGAUGGCUACAAAAAUAUCUACAGUUUUGUUUGGGAUAAAAACAAAAUUGUCUUGAAGCCUACUAGCCCAUGUGAGAAUAAAUAUGUUGAGAAAUUGGAGACAACAAACUUUCUCACUCUAUCAAGGUCAGAACGUGAACUAGAAGUUGAAAUUAGGGAAGCACUAGCUUGUUAUCCUAUUGUGAUGAAAGGUAUCUUAACCACUGAACAAGAAUUAAAGGAGACACAAAUUCCAGAAAAGGUUCAGCCUAUAAUUCGUGCUUUCCAAAAGUUGGUGUCAGAAGACUUGCCAGAUGAACUACCACCUAUGAGAAACAUUCAACAUCGAAUUGAUUUAAUUCCUGGAGCUAGCUUGCCCAAUCUUCCUCACUACCGCAUGAGUCUGAAAGAGAAUGAAAUCUUGAGGGAGACAAUUGAAGACUUACUACGAAAAGGGUUUAUUCGCAAAAGCAUAAGUCCUGGUGCAGUGCCUGUAGUGUUGGUACCAAAGAAAGAUGGCAGCUGGCGUAUGUGUGUUGAUAGUCGAGCCAUUAAUAAAAUCACCAUCAGAGUGGAUACCACCAAAUUCGAAUUAGACCUGGAGAUGAAUGGAAGACAGCUUUCAAGAGCAAGGAUGUACCAUUACCGAGUGUUUAAAGAAAGGAAAAUUUCAAUGGGGAGAAGAGCAAGAGAAAGUUUUGCCUUGAUCAAGCAAAAAUUGUGCACUGCUCCAGUAUUGGCCUUGCCAAAUUUUGAUAAAGUUUUUGAGGUAGAGUGUGAUGCUUGUGGAGUAGGAGUUGGUGCUGUCUUAUCUCAAGAACGGAAGCCGAUAGCAUAUUUCAGUGAAAAGCUUAGCGAAGCUCGACAAAAGUGGAGUACCUAUGAUCAAGAAUUCUAUGCCAUGGUUCGAGCAUUGAAGCAAUGGGAGCAUUACUUAGUGCAACGAGAAUUUGUUCUCUACACCGAUCAUCAAGCUUUUAAGUACAUUAAUAGCCAAAAGAGUGUGAGUAAGAUGCAUGUUCGUUGGGCUACUUUUCUACAAAAAUUUCCUUUCGUGAUUAAGCACAAAUCCGGGACCCUAAAUCGUGUGGCCGAUGCAUUAAGUCGAAGAAGCCAAUUAUUGGUUACUUUGUCUCACGAAGUUAUAGGGUUUGAAUUUUUGAAGGAGUUAUAUGAGGAGGAUGAUGAUUUCAAAGAAAUUUGGGGCAAGUGCAUGAAACAAGAGCCAUGCAGUGAUUUUUUGUGA